AGGGCACGCCCUAGCACACACGCACCGCACUGACCCUUCUCGGUACUCUCGGAAAGGAAAAACCCCAAAACGGCUAUCAAACGCCUUUAAUUACUCAUCUCUUUACAGUCAAACAAAUAGUUGACGAAUAACAAUAAAGUGAUGUUCCGCACAGCUCCGCGCUGCGCACCACGCGCCAUGCCGAUCUUCGCCGUCACGCAGGCACUGCAGUCGCUACCCGGCUGGCGUGUGGACGGCAACACCUCGCACAACAUCCAGCGCGACUACGCCUUUCCUGAUUUCCUCGCAGCGCUUAAAUUUAUGAAUGCGAUGGCGCCGGUGUGCGAGAAGAUGCAGCAUCACCCGUGCUGGGAAAACACGUACAACCGCCUCAGCGUGAAGCUCUGCACGCACGACGCUGGUAACAAGGUGACCGAGAAGGACGUGGCGCUGGCGAAGGCGAUGAACGAGACGUACGCCAGCAUGCAGGGCAAGCCGUAA
This is a messenger RNA of Leptomonas pyrrhocoris, 480 nucleotides long. RefSeq names its product putative mitochondrial pterin-4-alpha-carbinolamine dehydratase. The coding region runs from base 142 to 480 and encodes 112 amino acids. Lineage: Eukaryota; Euglenozoa; Kinetoplastea; Trypanosomatida; Trypanosomatidae. Gene Ontology annotation, molecular function: 4-alpha-hydroxytetrahydrobiopterin dehydratase activity. The record is from RefSeq and is a predicted model, not a curated record. Gene Ontology annotation, biological process: tetrahydrobiopterin biosynthetic process. The transcript has a single exon.